This is a messenger RNA of Oppiella nova, 413 nucleotides long. NCBI's taxonomy places the organism in Eukaryota, Metazoa, Arthropoda, Arachnida, Sarcoptiformes, Oppiidae. The record is from the annotation of a GenBank genome assembly.
UUCACGGAGAGAACGUGGGCCGCAAAAUGACAUGCAAUGAGUUCGUCCACAACUUGUCGGGAAUGAAUGACGGAUACGACUUUCCCCGAGAAGUCCUCCGAUUGCUAUAUCAGGCCAUCAAAGACACGCCUCUCGAGUGGAAUGCUGACGAAAGUCAUGAAAGUCAUGACACAAUAGAUGGGAGGAAUGCCAUGGAAUUGAUGGCAACAAACCUGAGCCAACAGAUCAGUAUUAUAGGUCACAACCCAUUUCUAGAGGUGCCGAACCCUAACUGCGCGACUGAAUACAAAAAGGGUUAUGUUAUGCGAAAAUCAUGCUAUGAAGCAAAUGGGAAAAAAACGCCGGUAGGGAAGAGGGGGUGGAAGAUGUUCUACGCGACGCUCAGAGAUCUGAUUCUAUACUUACAUAAAGAC